This is a messenger RNA of Sinocyclocheilus anshuiensis, 1260 nucleotides long. Its product is annotated as calcium uptake protein 2, mitochondrial-like. The transcript has 12 exons. Gene Ontology annotation, cellular component: uniplex complex. Gene Ontology annotation, biological process: calcium import into the mitochondrion; mitochondrial calcium ion homeostasis. The coding region runs from base 1 to 1260 and encodes 419 amino acids. NCBI's taxonomy places the organism in Eukaryota, Metazoa, Chordata, Actinopteri, Cypriniformes, Cyprinidae. Gene Ontology annotation, molecular function: calcium ion binding. The record is from RefSeq and is a predicted model, not a curated record.
AUGGCGUCUUGGGCCAGGUUAGGCGUUAGUUUGCGGAGUACAGUCGGACGUUUCUGGCCUCUCAGAAAUACAGGGUAUGGUCGUGCUGUUGGAGCGGGUCUUCUGGGCUCUGUUGUAGCAAGCGGAUUUAUUCACUAUAAAAAUGAACCGCGAUGGAGACUCUGGCCACACGUCGUGUACGCGCAGGACGCGAAGAAGGAGGAGAUCGCAGUACCACCAGUGUCCAUGAGACGUCUGCGGUUUAACCAGUUUGCCUCCAUGAUCUAUGAAGAGGAGCCAUACAUGACACCCAGAGACUUCCUCCAUUCAGUCAUGAUGGAGAAGGUGGACCGCAAACUACAGAAAAAGAUGCUGACUAAAGCAGAUGUGGAUGAUAUGAUAAGGGUGGCUUCCAGGGCUGAGGCAGGAAACAACAUGUUCAGAGGAAUCGGAGACAAAGGGCUGAUCUCUUACACGGAGUACCUGUUUCUCCUCACUAUUCUCACAAAACCUCAAACAGGAUUUCAUAUUGCUUUCAAAAUGCUUGAUAUUGAUGGCAAUGAGCAUGUGGACAAGAAGGAAUUUCAGAAGCUGAAGAAAGUAAUUCGACCAAGGAAAGAGCUUCUAAGGCAGGAUAGGACAGAGCUUUCAGACAGUGUUGAUGAGGUCAACACUACACUACAGGUGUUCUUUUUUGGGGAAGAUGGCAAGGAAAAACUCCAAUACAAAGAUUUCUGCAGGUUUAUGGAAGACCUGCAGGCAGAAGUGCAAGAAGUUGAGUUUCUGCGGUUUUCUAAAGGGAUGAAGACUAUGAGGCGGGAGGACUUUGCUGAAUGGCUGCUUCACUACACCAAUGAAGAGAACAAUGAGGCAUACUGGGAAAACAUGAAAAAGAGGAUCCCCACUGGGCAGAGCAUCACCUUUGAUGAAUUUAAAGCAUUCUGUCUCUUUACCAACAAUCUGGAGGACUUUGCCUUCUCAGUCAAAAUGAUUAAUGAUGCCAGCAGGCCAAUAGGAAUGGCUGAGUUUAAGCGAGCAGUGAAGAUAGCGACAGGCCACGACCUUUCAGAGAACGUUUUGGACACAGUUUUUAAGAUCUUUGACCUGGACGGUGACAACUGCCUGAGCCAUAAAGAGUUCCUCGCUGUGAUGAAAGACAGAGUACUUCGUGGACUCAGGGUUCAGCCCCAGCAUGGUAUUUCUGGUUAUUGGAAAUGUGUGAAAAGAGAGACACUGCAAGGAGCUCAAGAGGCUCUCCGUGAAACUGGCAGCCCAGUCUGA